UCCGGGCAGAGGACGCGCCACAAAGGAGCCCGGCGGGGCGCGCUAAGAUGGCUGCGUGAGCGGGCGCGGCGUCGCCACCGAGGCUGCCCGCGGGCCCCGCCGCCGCCAUGGCCUUCGCGCUCGAGGAGACGCUCGAGUCGGACUGGGUGGCCGUGCGGCCUCACGUGUUCGACGAGCGCGAGAAGCACAAGUUCGUGUUCAUCGUGGCCUGGAACGAGGUGGAGGGCAAGUUCGCCAUCACCUGCCACAACCGCACGGCGCAGCGCCAGAGGAGCGGCUCCCGGGAGCCGGCGGCCGACGCGGCCCGCGGGCAGGGCGGCGCGGCGGGCAGGCCCGAGGCCUCGUCGCCCGGGCCCGGCUCCCCGGCCCGCGCCGGUCCCGCCAGGGCCGCGGCCGCCCCGGGGCGCGCGCCGGAGGACCCCGAGACGCGGGACGAGGCGGCCGACGGCUGCAGCUGGGCCGGCCUCUUCUCCUUCCAGGACCUGCGCGCCGUGCACCAGCAGCUGUGCGCCGUCAACUCGCAGCUCGAGCCGUGCCUGCCGCUGUUCCCCGAGGAGCCCUCGGGCAUGUGGAGCGUGCUGUUCGGGGGCGCCCCGGAGAUGAGCGAGCAGGAGGUGGACGCGCUGUGCUACCAGCUGCAGGUCUACCUGGGCCACGGCCUGGACACGUGCGGCUGGAAGAUCCUGUCGCAGGUGCUGUUCACCGAGAGCGACGACCCCGAGGAGUACUACGAGAGCCUGAGCGAGCUGCGCCAGAAGGGCUACGAGGAGGUGCUGCAGCGCGCGCGGAAGCGCAUCCAGGAGCUCUUGGAUAAGCACAAGAAUACAGAGAGCAUGGUGGAGCUCCUGGACCUGUAUCAGCGGGAGGAUGAGGCGUACAGCAGCCUGGCCGAAGCCACGACGGAACUCUACCAGUACCUGCUGCAGCCAUUCCGAGACAUGAGAGAACUCGCCAUGCUGCGAAGGCAGCAGAUCAAGAUCUCCAUGGAGAAUGAUUAUCUGGGACCUCGAAGGAUUGAAAGUCUUCGGAAAGAAGAUGCGGAUUGGCAGCGGAAAGCACAGAUGGCCGUGCUGUCUAUCCAGGACCUCACUGUCAAGUACUUCGAAAUCACCGCUAAAGCACAGAAAGCUGUGUAUGACCGCAUGCGGGCCGACCAGAAGAAGUUUGGAAAAGCCUCGUGGGCCGCGGCUGCGGAGCGCAUGGAGAAACUGCAGUACGCCGUCUCCAAGGAGACCCUGCAGAUGAUGAGGGCCAAGGAGAUCUGUUUGGAGCAGAGGAAGCACGCCCUGAAGGAAGAGAUGCAGAGCCUGCAGGGCGGCACUGAGGCCAUCGCCCACCUGGACCAGCUGGAGGCGGGUUAUUAUGAGCUGCAGCUGCAGCUGUAUGAAGUACAGUUUGAAAUCCUGAAGUGUGAAGAGUUGCUGCUGACGGCUCAACUGGAGAGCAUCAGGCGGCUCAUAUCAGAGAAGAGGGACGAAGUGGUGUACUAUGACACUUACGAGAGCAUGGAGGCCAUGCUGAAGGAGGAGCUGGCCGCCUCGGUGCUGGUGCAGAGGGAGGAGCUGCAGAAGCUGCAGCAGAAGGCACGCCAGCUGGAAGCUCGCCGCGGGCGGGUGUCCGCCAAGAAAGCCUACCUCAGAAACAAGAAGGAAAUUUGCAUUGCAAAACACAAGGAAAAGUUACAGCAGCGCACGCGCAGUGAGGAGGAGUAUGAAGCCCAUCACGCAGCACAACUGAAGAGGGAGAAAAUACAUGAUGAAGAAGAAAGGAAAAGUGCUUGGGUGAGCCAGGAAAGACAGAAAACACUGGACAGACUCCGCACUUUCAAACAGAAGUACCCGGGGCAAGUCAUCCUGAAGUCCACCCGGCUGCGGCUGGCACAUGCCCGCAGGAGAGGCGCCCCCGGGGACGCUGCACCCAGCUCGCAAGUGGAGGAGAGAACUGUGGGACGGGGGCGGGACACACAGCCCCUCAGCCUCACCAGCCUCCCGGACACACCCACAACGCAACUUGAAGCCACCUCCUUACCUCUGGACCCAGCGACCACCGAGCCGCUCCCAGCCUCUCUUCCUUCUGCCCUCUCCCUGCCUCUCCUUCCUGGCCCUGACCAUCAGCCACAUCCGUCUGCCCUGGAGCCUCUCCCACCCACUCUUCCUCCCACGCCACCCCCGCCACCUCCACCACCACCCCCGCCACCUCCUCCACCGCUGCCCAUCAUUAAUGACCAUUAUAGCACCCCUGCGACGUCGGAGAAAGGCUCACACACAGAGCAGCAGCGGGGGGAGCACGUUCCUACACUCACCAAUGUGCCCUCUGCGCACCUGCUGGACAGCAGCCAGCUGGUCAGCGCCCGCAGGAAGCUCCGCAAGACUGCUGAGGGCCUGCCCCGGCGCAGAGUGAGCUCGCCCAUGGACGAGGUGCUGGCCUCCCUGAAGCGCGGCAGCUUCCACUUGCGGAAGGUAGAACCGCGGACUCUGCCGCCGUUCCCUAACGAGGACGAUAGCAACAACAUCCUGGCGCAGAUCCGGCGUGGGGUGAAGCUGAAGAAGGUGCAGAAGGAGGUGCUGCGGGAGUCCUUCACGCUGCUGCCCGACACGGACCCCCUGACGCGGAGCAUCCACGAGGCCCUGAGGAGGAUCAAGGAGGCGUCCCCUGAGUCAGAGGACGAGGAGGAGGCCCUGCCUGGCACGGACUGGGAGAACUGACAGGCAACUUAACCAAAAAAGGAAAAUUUCUUUUGGAAAACGCAGGUUGCAGCUCCAUUCCUCGGCUGGAUUACCUUAGAUCCAAAGAGUGUUGACUUGCCUUGGAAACGAGGACCCCUGCCUGGCCGUCCUGUGUCCCACCCUCCCAGCCAACGGUCCCAGCCUGAGGUGGGUGUGCAGUGUUCCCAUAUGGCAGGCUCCUGCUGUCCGUGCAUCUCCUCCCACCCGACACCACGGAUGCUGCGCUCACUGGGAGCCCAGCGGGAUGACAGCAGGGACACUGCAGGAGCCCACGCACAGGCAGCCCGUCGGCCAGUGCAGGCCACACGCGAACAUUCCUGCAGAGGCGGCUGCGGGCUGCCGGGGACACGGACCCCCCAGUGUGUGCUUCACAGGCCGUCUACACGUCGCAAGGUCAUGAAACAUAGAAAAUUCCAUCCUUUUAAUAGCUUUUCAUCCUGAAUUUAUAAUAUGAAUUUUAUGCUCAUCUUGUUUAUGAAAGCAAUACCUUACAGUUUUGAAAUGUUUCCAAUUUAUCUUUGUGUUUGCACUGUUUUGGGUGAGUGUCCUGAGCAUCAGGAUUUGGUGGUAGGAUGCACCUCCUGUUUCGUCAUGUUCCGUGUUCCAAGGUGGCAGACACAUUCCACAGAACACACAGGAAGCUUCUGGGGCUGCUGUUGUCACUGCACGGAAUAGGAGCAGCCAUCCCUUGCUGUCGCCAGUCAUUGUAAGCUGCUAAGCCAGGCCUAGGCACAGCUAUGGACAUGGAUGUGCUGCAGGGCUGGCCCUAAGCUGUUGGGGGCUAAGAGCGGCUGUAAGGCCUAUGCCAGUAGGUCAGAUUCGGGGAGCCAGGGUCCCCAGUGUCCUAGACAAGAUGCUCACGACCUUUCAUUCUGCAAGUUGACCCUGCAGGAUGAGGGUUUCAACAUGGCAGCGGCUGUUGGUGCCAUGCUUUCUCGUUGCUUGUUUCCCGUGCCAGCCCAGCCACCACCCCGUGCCUGGGAGGGUCAACUCUAAGACCGGGUAGGUCGCCUGCAUCCCAGCAUGGCGUCUAGGUGUCCCACAAGCCUUCAGGAAAGCACUGUGCUCCUGGCCCGGUCAUUGACUACACGAGUACCUCUGCAAAGCUUUAAGUGAAUUUACACACCUUUAAAAAUCCUGAGUGGAUUUUCUGCUCUCCACUUAAUAGCAAGUAUGUAGUGGAGGGUUUGCAGCAAGCACUGGCAUCUUGUCCUCUGGGGUCCUUGGACAUGUGCCGAGACUCUGGCAAGCAGAGGGGGCACCUCGGGUGUGCUGCAGGGUAGAGGAGAGCCCAGGGCUGGCUGCCCCAGGAGUCAGGUUCCCAGUCCCACAAGUUACAGAUGACCGCUCCAGGCAAGCCAGGGUUCUCCCAACUGUCGUGGUGGGUGCGGUCACCAGGUGAGCCGUCACAUUGAUUGCCUUGUGGUUUCAGAACCCAUGUGGGCUGUGCCAGCGCAGCUGCACUUUUUUGUUAAGGCUCAUCUGAAGGAAUGUGUGGUGCCUGAGGUUUACCAAGCUUGAGAGCAGCACAGAACAAUCAUCCCAUGGCUCUUCCCUGAGGAGCUAAAACUGUGCUACAAAGAUAGCCAGGGACCUGUUUCUGACACCACAGAAAGUUUCUAAGUUGAGGGGGGAGAAAUUCCUUGCACUUUUGAGCUAACAGAAGGCCAGGCCCUUGGCCACAGCGUAUGUUGAGCUGUCAGGCACAGCGAGCAAUAGCAGACACUCAGUAGUUCACCCCUGGAACAAAAAUGCCCAGCACGUUGGCCUCCCAAGUGGGACUGUGACCCGUGUGCAGUGGCUGCAUUCUAAACUGCGUAACGCAGUGCUUUUAGCUAAGGGGAAGCUUGCUCCUGUGAGAAGUGGUGCCUUUCCAGCUGUUACUGAACAUCCCCACUUAGAGUGCGGGGGGAGUGCCUGCCCUGUCACUGGAAGGGCCCAUCGGGGAGAAAUUCUGUCAGGUUAUCUGUACAAAACACACAGCUUGAAAACAUUUCAACACUGGUGUGACAGCUUGUAAUACAACCGUUUGAUCAUAGGCACCUUCAGUUUGACCUUACUCUUGCACUGACUAGACAAUAUAAAGCUAAAUGUGCAUAUCUCCAGCAUUUUAUUUCCCAUUUGUUGUUUAGCAUAGAGAAGGAACUACACUUUGUUGAGAGCUGCCAGGCAAGCUUUGCCCAGCCGUGCACGCCUGACCACCCACUCGAGUGAAGCUGUUUGAACCAGGAAGCCAUGGCAUAUUUUAAUCCUAUAAGUACAAUGUAAACAUUUUUCCUACAAAAUGAGUUUUUAUGGCUGCCUAAAUGAUUGUGUAUGUAAGCAGGUGUUUCAGGGUGAAAAGGAGUCAGCAUUCACAGACUGUGUGUGUGUGUGUGCACGCUAAGUGUCUGCCCAUUGAGUCAAAGAUGCUGUUCUAAAAUGUUCCGUUAUGCUCACAGUAAUUGCACAAUGUGGCAUUCUUAUAGCUGAUGGAAUAUUCUACAUCCACCCAUGUUUCUCCAUUCAUUCUGUCCCUACAAGGGGCACAGACAGAAAAUACCUCUGAAGCUCACGUGCUCGCAUUGAGUCCUGCGACAGCCCUGGGAAGCCGUCUUCAUUCCAGGUCCAGUCAGGGUGCAGGGCAGAGGAGCAGGGGUGAAGCUAUAGGGGUGCCCUCUCGCAAAGGCAUACGGCGCUCCUCUGGAUCCCCAGCGCCAGCGACACUGUACUCAGUGGCAAAUUUCCCGUCCCUACUGUGGCCUUCUCAGCUGGUGAGGUCCACCUGGACUGACAAGCUUGGUCGUGUGAAGGUGGGUGCAGUGGGUGCUAGCUGUAGGCCGCCCUCUCACAGGUGAGAGCCCCAGGGCUGACGUAAGUUCAGUAGCACAUGGAUUCACUGUUCAUGGCUUUGGGCAGCACCACACACUGGCACCUGGUGCCCAGCUUCUAAAAGAUGACUCUGAGCCCGUCACUGGGAGUGGACACUGCACACGGCACUGCAGACUUCCAUCCUAAAACAGGCUCAGUUAACACUCUGAUGUAUUAACAAGAGGCGAAGCUAAGGAAGCAUUUAGAGCAAUACGCAGACCGACCCCCCAGUAGCUGCCUGACCGCCUUUUUGUUGGUUAGUGCAACUCUGCAGCACGACUGUAUGGCUGUGUACUUCCUGUCUUUUACACUCACAACUACGACUUCAGCAUUAGACUCUGUACCACAUGUCACCGUCACUUCCCUCUGCACAUGCAAUGUAACAACAUACAGUUUUGGUGCUUAACAAUAUUCCUUGUUUUCUUUAAUAAAGGAUAUUUAUUUGCAUUAA
Ochotona curzoniae (black-lipped pika) is the source of this 6027-nucleotide messenger RNA. It is a transcript of the gene JMY, whose product is annotated as junction mediating and regulatory protein, p53 cofactor. The coding region runs from base 108 to 2705 and encodes 865 amino acids. Gene Ontology annotation, biological process: 'de novo' actin filament nucleation; Arp2/3 complex-mediated actin nucleation; intrinsic apoptotic signaling pathway by p53 class mediator. The transcript is spliced from 11 exons. NCBI's taxonomy places the organism in Eukaryota, Metazoa, Chordata, Mammalia, Lagomorpha, Ochotonidae. Gene Ontology annotation, molecular function: transcription coactivator activity; actin binding; Arp2/3 complex binding. The record is from RefSeq and is a predicted model, not a curated record. Gene Ontology annotation, cellular component: cytoplasm; nucleus.